AUGGCGGUCGCCCGCCCGCCGUUCUCCCCACUCUUCCUCUCCCUCCUCGCCUACCUCUGCCUCAGCCGCCCCGCCCUCGGCCAGGACCCCUCCUCGGUCACCACGGCGACCGUACCUCCCGAUGACCCGGCCGGCAUCGCCCAGGCCGAGUCCAGCAACCAGACAAUGACGACGACGACGACGACGACGACGACGACCGUCAACGCAAAAACCACCCAGGCCGCGCCCCCGGAGACGGGCCUGUCGACCCCCUCGAGUGGGGGGGACGCGGACGACGAAGACGUGCCCCCCGUGGGCGGAACACGUUGCCAGGGUUACUACGACGUGAUGGGCCAGUGGGACCCGCCGUUCAACUGCAACGCGGGCGUCUUCCUCUACUGCUGCGGCACGUGUUUCUACCGCUUCUGCUGCCAGUUCCGCCAGCAGCGGCUGGACCAGCGCAUCUGCUCCAACUACGACACACCCAUCUGGGCCAACACCGGCAAACCGGUGUCGACCAUCACCGAGGGCCAGGGCGACCAGGACCGGGACCGCACACACCUCAUCGUCUACAUUAUCUGCGGGGUGGUGGCCGUCAUGGUGCUGGUGGGCAUCUUCACCAAACUGGGCCUGGAGAAGAGCCGAGGAGGAGGAGGGGGAGGAGGAGGAGGGGCGGCAGGGGGACCAGCAGGAGGAGUAGGAGGUGUCCCGGGGACAGCCCACACCGACCUCAGCAACUCCAGGACUCUGUCGGAGCUGCUGAAGCAGCCGGGAGUUGAAGGGUCGGCGGGUGAUGCCGGUGUGAACAGCUCCCCUAUGGACGGGAGAACCAACGGCAUCUCAGCCCGAAUGCUCCGCAGCCGCAGUGAGCAGUACCAUCUAAACAAUUCAGCCUAUGGACCGGUUGGACCGGGGCUGCCACACCCGCACAGCAACCACAUGGGUCUGAACAAGUACACUUCCCUCAAAGCUGUGGCGGAGACUGCAUCUCGUAGUUACUACAAGAGCUUCCCUCUGAUGGACUUCUCCCACUACCAGCCUGCGCAGCCCCCACCUUCCAGCCGGCACCACAGCCCCAUAAGGGAGAAGUCCUACCUCCACCAGGCCCUGCCAGCCCACCAUGACCUCCACGACCUCCACGACCUCCACGCCCCCCUCUCCAUCUCCAUCCCCCCCACCCACCUGGAACAUGCGCGCCUCCCAAAGACCACCACCCACCCGCUGCUUGCCAGUUCGGCCUUCAAAGCCUGGGAGCCAGCAAGCCGCCAUGUCCAGAGGAAGACCUCGGUCCCGGGGCACCCUUCGGCCCCCAUACAGCCCGCAAGCCGACGACACGCCUACUCCACCAGGAGGCAGCAGAGUAUAGAGAACCUGCCGGAUCUCUUUCACCCGCCGUAUGGGGCCACCUACGGGCACCCCCCUUCCCACCCGCCCCACUACCACCACACCCGGCACAAGAGCUACUCCACCCACAGUAAGACUGAGGUGACUGUGUGA
Lampris incognitus (smalleye Pacific opah) is the source of this 1476-nucleotide messenger RNA. It is a transcript of the gene shisa8b, whose product is annotated as shisa family member 8b. Lineage: Eukaryota; Metazoa; Chordata; Actinopteri; Lampriformes; Lampridae. Gene Ontology annotation, biological process: regulation of short-term neuronal synaptic plasticity; regulation of AMPA receptor activity. The record is from RefSeq and is a predicted model, not a curated record. Gene Ontology annotation, cellular component: dendritic spine membrane; postsynaptic membrane; postsynaptic density.